Molecule: messenger RNA, 1950 nt
Organism: Topomyia yanbarensis
Lineage: Eukaryota; Metazoa; Arthropoda; Insecta; Diptera; Culicidae
Gene: CCT2
Product: T-complex protein 1 subunit beta
Exons: 3
Coding region: 124-1728 (534 amino acids)
Biological process (GO): protein folding
Cellular component (GO): chaperonin-containing T-complex; cytosol
Molecular function (GO): ATP hydrolysis activity; ATP binding; ATP-dependent protein folding chaperone
Source: RefSeq, a predicted model, not a curated record
CGAAUUUCUAUGUUUUGUAGGGAAAAGGAGACUGUCAUUGUGAGAAAAAACGAAAAAAGAUACCAUUUCUUCGGUGCAAAGUGCUUGUGUUGUGCGUGAAUCUUUAUAGAAAUAUCCACGAAAAUGGUCUCACUGAAUCCGGUCCGCAUACUGAAGAAUGAAGCCGAAGAGGAACGGGCGGAAAUCGCUCGGUUGUCCUCUUUCGUGGGAGCGAUUGCCAUCGGUGAUCUGGUAAAGAGCACACUGGGACCAAAGGGAAUGGACAAAAUUCUCGUUUCGCACGGUCGCAGUGCCGGUCAGAUUCAGGUCACCAACGAUGGGGCCACGAUUCUGAAGGCUGUCGGGGUAGAUAAUCCGGCUGCCAAGAUUCUGGUCGACAUGAGUCGCGUUCAGGACGAUGAAGUUGGUGACGGAACUACCUCGGUUACGGUACUGGCAUCGGAAUUGCUUCGGGAGGCGGAGAAGCUGAUUGAGAAGAAGCUGCACCCGCAAACGAUUAUUGCUGGAUGGAGAGAAGCGACGAAAGCGGCCAGGAACACUUUGAUUGCCGCUGCUCAGGACAAUUCCGAUGAUGCUGAGAAAUUCCGAGAGGAUCUGAUGAAUAUUGCUAGGACUACGCUGAGUUCGAAAAUUCUUUCACAGCACAAGGAGCACUUUACCAAAUUGGCUGUGGAUGCUGUUCUGCGGUUGAAGGGAUCGGGCGAAAUGACUGCCAUUCAGCUGAUCAAGAAAACUGGAGGUUGUUUGGAAGAUUCCUUCCUUGAUGAGGGUUUCUUGCUGGACAAAAAACCCGGAGUGCACCAGCCGAAGCGCGUUGAGAAUGCAAAAAUUUUAAUUGCUAACACGCCGAUGGACACGGAUAAGAUUAAGGUGUUCGGAUCGAGUAUCAAGGUUGACUCGAUGGCGAAAAUUGCGGAGUUGGAGGUUGCCGAGAAGGAGAAAAUGAAGGAUAAAGUCAAUAAAAUUCUCGGUCACAAUUGCAAUGUUUUCAUCAAUCGUCAACUGAUUUACAACUAUCCGGAGCAACUGUUUGCCGAUGCUGGUGUGAUGGCUAUUGAACACGCUGAUUUCGAUGGUAUUGAACGUUUGGCGUUGGUCACGGGUGGUGAGAUUGUGUCCACAUUCGACAAUCCGACCAGUGUCAAAAUGGGUCGCUGCGAUCUGAUUGAGCAGGUUAUGAUUGGUGAGGAUACGCUGUUGCGUUUCAGCGGAGUACCACUGGGAGAAGCCUGCACCAUUGUGAUCCGUGGUGCCACGCAGCAGAUUAUUGACGAGGCAGAACGUUCACUGCACGACGCUUUGUGCGUGUUGACUGCAACAGUUAAGGAGACACGAAUCGUCUACGGAGGAGGCUGUUCGGAAACGUUGAUGGCUACGGCUGUAUUCAAAGUAGCAGCUGAGACACCUGGAAAGGAAGCUAUGGCUAUUGAAUCGUUUGGGAGAGCAUUGCUACAGCUACCGAUCACGAUUGCCGACAAUGCCGGCUAUGAUUCGGCUCAGUUGAUCUCGGAACUUCGUGCAGCACAUUCACAGGGCAAAGCUACUAUGGGAUUGAACAUGUACGAGGGUAAAGUGGGUUGCAUGAAGGAACUAGGAAUCACCGAAUCGUUUGCCGUCAAGCGGCAGGUGUUGAUGUCUGCUGCUGAAGCCGCGGAGAUGAUCCUGCGUGUGGACAAUAUUAUUAAGUGCGCGCCAAGAAAGCGUGUGCAGGAUCGUGGUCACUGCUAAAUGUACUUCAGCACAUUUCCGCGUUUUUUUGUGUGUAACCGAUUAGUUUUUAGCUGUCACUGAAUGACCGAAUCGAAGACCGAUUUUUGUUCACGAACACAUACAUUUUCUCACAUUAACUUAUCAUAGCCACUUAAUCAAUAUUGCCUUCAUUUUAAACUGAAGAGCUGCUGCACACUAACCUUGUUAUAAACAAUUAAUAAAGGUUCUACAUACUCACCA